AUGGGAGGCCCAUAUCCCCCAAAGACUGCCGCGAUCGGUGGCCUACCGUCAGUCACUACAGACAUCCCAACGGACGCCGUCUUCAUCUUUCUAUACGUCUGCUUCGCAGCGACAAACAUGACCAUAUUUCAACUCAAUCGCCGGAAACACCACAAGUUCAUCCCAUCAGCGCUCCUGUUUGGCUUCUGUAUGGCCAGAAUAGCCACCAAUUGUCUGCGAAUCGCGUGGGCAACGUCACCCCAUAAUGUUCGAUUGGCAAUUGCUGCACAAAUCUUUGUGAACGCAGGCAUCCUGAUAAUCUAUAUCAUCAACUUGAUCCUUGCACAACGCAUACUGCGAGCCAGCCAGCCUCGGAUUGGAUGGAACCCAAUCUUGCGAGCCGCCUACAAGUUCCUGUACGUCGACAUUGGUAUUGCACUCAUCAUGGUCAUUACGUCUGUUGUCCUCUCGGCCUAUACGCUCAGUCCGCAUACCAAAUCUGUUUGUCGAGAUAUCCAGCUGGCUGCUAUCACAUAUCUUCUUGUCUUCACCUGCCUUCCUGUCGUCCAUACUGCGCUAGCAGUCUUCUUGCCGAGGUCUCCAGAUGCAGAGAAUUUCGGCAAGGGUGGCAUGAAGAGCAAGUUGGUCAUUGUUACCUCUUCGGCGUGUCUAUGCAUGUUGAUAGCAGGUUUCAAGGCCGGCAUAACCUGGGAGCCUCCGCGACCAGUCACCAAUCCGCCCUGGUAUGACUCCAAAGCCUGCUUCUACGUCUUCAACUUUGCACUGGAAAUCAUCCUGCUUUGUAUCUUGACGUUUACUCGAAUCGACAAGCGGUUCUUUAUUCCAGAUGGAUCAACAAAGGCCGGAGACUACAGUCGACUCUCAGAUGAAGGCGAGCAGAAGACAGAGCACGGCAUGUGGUAUGCUUCGUCGCAAGACACGGAGAAAGUGUGA
Fonsecaea multimorphosa CBS 102226 is the source of this 933-nucleotide messenger RNA. RefSeq lists its product as uncharacterized. The record is from RefSeq and is a predicted model, not a curated record. The transcript has a single exon. The coding region runs from base 1 to 933 and encodes 310 amino acids. Lineage: Eukaryota; Fungi; Ascomycota; Eurotiomycetes; Chaetothyriales; Herpotrichiellaceae.